Messenger RNA from Lactuca virosa, 711 nucleotides. The record is from the annotation of a GenBank genome assembly. NCBI's taxonomy places the organism in Eukaryota, Viridiplantae, Streptophyta, Magnoliopsida, Asterales, Asteraceae.
AUGUCUUCAAUCACAAGAACCCUAAUCACAAUGGCUCCUCCAUAUGUUCUUUACACAUAUGCUCCGACUCCAAACGCCAUCAAAGCUACUGGAACUCCUGAUUCUCCCAUCGUCAUCAUGGCGAACAAUGUAGCUUUCUCUCCUAAUAUCCCUAAAAAUUAUGUGAAUACGGGAUUUGAAGAUUUUGUGGCCUAUCUUUCAGCUUAUCCACUUCACUAUGCUUUUGUAUAUGUUCAUGAUUCUUUUCUUCCACAACAUGUUUUUGAGUUCCACUUCACCACUACCUUCACUGAUGCUGAAGUAAUUGUUGGCAUACUCAAUGAUGGAUAUCAUAUGAUUUCAAUGACUAUAAUGGAUGUUCGAAGAGCCCUACGACUCCCAAUUCAUGACAAAAAUUUUCAUCUUCCAUCUAUCGAUGAAUGUCGUGCUAUUCUAGUAUGGUCAACACUCAUCCUUCAACAUUUUGGUACUGGUUAUGAUGAUGAUCAAGCUGAAGAUUGGAUUCACUCCUUCACCUCCUCCAAGUUGUUUAAUCAAGAUCCUGAUGAUGAACGGAGAAUUACAAAGGGUAUGCAGAAGUGGAUUAAUGCUCCACGUGAGUAUGAAAAAUUGGCAUAUGUGGCUCCUACUGUCUUAUCAGAAUAUGAAUUAAUGGGGAAUGAAAUCCACUUAGUGUCAAACCAAGAAACUUCCGAACACACAAAGACUUAG